This is a messenger RNA of Melampsora larici-populina 98AG31, 315 nucleotides long. RefSeq lists its product as uncharacterized. Bases 1 to 315 code for a protein of 104 amino acids. The record is from RefSeq and is a predicted model, not a curated record. Lineage: Eukaryota; Fungi; Basidiomycota; Pucciniomycetes; Pucciniales; Melampsoraceae. The transcript is spliced from 2 exons.
AUGCCUCCUCGUCAUCGCGAAAAGGGGUUAGCGGUGCCAGAAGAGAUUUACGGAUCUGAAGUAAAUUUGUUGUAUCGGUUCAGUCAAGAAAUGCCUUACGAUGUGGGUCCUGAUGAUAGUUGUACCGGUUGUGGUGCAUUCAGGUGGAAAAUUGAGCGGCGUCAAUCAGACGCAAAUCGUUCUCGAGCUUCUUUUCGCAAUUGCUGCAAGCAUGGGGCAAUUGAUCUCCCUCUUCGUUAUUUUCCUGCCGAUGUUGGUGAACAAAUUCCCCAAUUCUUUUGUGACCUACUGAGUGGGCGUGAUAGACUGUUGUGA